GCUUUCUUCGACUCGCCAACACUUUUUCCACUCUCAGCAAUCCGUUUCUCUGUCAUCUCCCUUAUUUCUGCGACGUCCACGUCAGUUAGUGUGAUUAUACUUGGCGAACGUCGCAGCAUCCUGCACCCAAUAACCCUGGUAAUACCGGUACUGAGUCGACUGACACGUGACUUACUAUAGGAAGCAAAUACGAGUGACAGCAGAACCGCAGCUGUUGUCGAACUGCGCGCCCAUCUUCCUUCGCACUUGAAGCAAAUAUGGAGUACGUCUUGAGGGCUGGAGAGAUCGCCAAAAACUUUCGCGAGACCCGCUUGAGCACCUUGCGGCCUGCAUCUGAAUUUUUCAACCAUCGCCAGUUAUCAAGACCCACUGACUCCAACCAAGCUUUUGAGCGUAUAACCUACAAUACUCGCUAUUUCGCUGGCAAUUAUUUUCUUGUAGUCGCAAUCCUUGCUUUAUAUGCCGUUCUGACAAAUAAAUGGCUGUUAAUUGCCAUUGCCUUCAUCGUUUGCGGUUUCACGGCCAUAAAUAGACUAGCACCUGAGCCACGACAAGUGGGAGACUAUAUCAUCACUCAAAAGGGUCUCUACAUUGGUCUCUUCGGCGUUGGUACUGUAUUGCUUUGGCUCGCUGCGCCCAUCUCGACGUUCUUCUGGAUCAUAGGGGCUUCUGUAUUCCUAAUCCUAUUCCACGCAUGCCUCAUCGAACCAGGCGUCGAGAGUGAGUACGCCGCUGUCCAAGACCAGGUUUGAAUCAAGGGCGGUCAUUUUUACUUGUUUCACUGUCAUCAAUCUGGAAGAAUAGAAGCCUUCCUUCACUUGUUCCCUAACUUGUUGCGAAUGGACUCAUUACGUGCCUUUUCCUUAAUUCCUCCCCGUUCGAUACCACUCUUUCUGUCGCUAUAUUAAGCCUUAUUUGUUCGA
Messenger RNA from Cantharellus anzutake, 923 nucleotides. Its product is annotated as prenylated rab acceptor PRA1. Gene Ontology annotation, cellular component: Golgi apparatus. NCBI's taxonomy places the organism in Eukaryota, Fungi, Basidiomycota, Agaricomycetes, Cantharellales, Hydnaceae. The transcript is spliced from 7 exons. Bases 258 to 752 code for a protein of 164 amino acids. The record is from RefSeq and is a predicted model, not a curated record.